UUUCUAACCGAGGCCGAAUGUGAUUACUCGGGUCAAAUCAGGAAAAGAUGGCGACGGGAGAACUGUUUCAACUCAUUGAACAUGAGCUGCCAGAAGGCCGCCAAAGCCUACAAGAGAGUUACAGUAACUUAGAAAGGGUGGCCGUUUAUUGUGAAACCAAUUAUGUUCAGAAUGCAGAUAAGAAGAAGGCAUUGGAUGAAACUAAGAAUUAUACAACCCAUUCUCUUGCUAGUGUAGCUUAUCAGAUUAAUAAUCUAGCUACCAACUUUCUGAAACUACUAGAUCUACAGAAUAAUCAACUGGCUGAAAUGGAAUCAAGCGUCAAUCAUUUAUCACAGAUUGUAAUGAUUCACAAAGAGAAAGUAGCUAGAAGAGAAAUUGGUGUUUUGACAACAAAUAAAAGUGCUUCCAGGCCUCUUGGUGUAAAAGGUGGCAUAAUAUUUCCAGAACAAACGGAGAGACCUAUCAAGUAUACACGGAAAGGCAUCGAUUACUCUGUACUAGAUGAUAUUGGUCAUGGUGUAAGGCUCCACAGUAAUGUUCCUAGAGCAGCCCGUAGUCCUUCUGUGACUAGUACCAGUUCCAGUAAUGCUCCUACCACCAAACCACCAACACCUCCAGUCAAUAGAACAGGUUCUGAUACACUAGGUCGAGUUAGAGGAAAUCACUAUCGUUCUGUAGCUCCUCCUGUUGCACCCCCAUCUAUACCCGCAUCACACUAUGGUUCUAAUCCAUACGGUGCACCAGGCAUGCAACAACAAAUGAGAUACGAGGCUGGUUACGCACCUUCACCUGUCAUGGGAACCAUUCAUUCCCCUCCACCUGUUGGCAUGGCAACACCUAUGACACAUGGAAUACCACCCUCACCUGGUAUGAUGAUGCAUUCUGCACCAAGCUUUCCUUAUCAACAAGAUCCUAAUUCAAUUGUAUCACCCCCUCCCCCACCACCCCCUGCUAUGAUGGGUGGUAAUCAAUUUAACUAUAAUACUAUAGCUGAUCCACCACCACCACCACAACAACAACAACACCAUUCUAUUAGCUCAGAACAAGAAGAAGAUCCUUAUGCUGCUACUGGACCACAAUUAACAGAUGCUAGCUGGCGACCAAAACAAUAUUUAGAAAAAGUUGUUGCUAUAUAUGACUAUGAAGCUGAUAAAGCUGAUGAAUUAGCAUUUUCUGAAAAUGCAGUAAUCUAUGUCAUUAAGAAGAAUGAUGAUGGAUGGUGGGAGGGAGUAAUGGAUGGAGUAACUGGUUUGUUCCCCUCUAACUAUGUUGAACCAUGCAUGUAAACAAUUAUUCUUUAUUAAACAAUACAAUGGAAUCUGACUAAACAAUCACCUAUAUAAACAAAUACAAUUUCACAGUCAUUAUAAACAAUAAACAAUUACAUUUUCACAGUCAAAAUACAGCAGCAAGAUACAAUAUCCUAGAAAAGAAUUGUCUUUCCUAAAGGGAAAAACAUAUAUUAUUUGAUAUGUAGUAUCAGGUGUAUUUCAAACAUGGUAGGUUAACCCUAUCCCAUACACAACAACCAUCACUACUAUUUAUUAAGAACUUCUUCAAUGUUUAUUUAAUUUAAGACAGAUUUCAUUGUCUUUGCCAAAUUUAAACAGUGUUUUCUAAGUCUUUAUUGUAAAUAUUACCUCACAUAUUAUACUCAAUCAUGCUUCUGUAUUGUAGAUAUUACCUCAAAUAAUACAUGCUUCUUUAUUUUCUUGUAAUUAAUUUUGUUUAAUGUAUCAUUAUUUUAUAGCAAUCACAUUUUUUUCACCUUUUUCAUUUUGUUUUUUUAAAUGAUAAAAUCAAGUCUUAUAGAUUUAUAUACAUGUAUCUUUAUUUGAGCUGUUUAUAACAUUAUUAUGUAUAUUUCCAUUCCCCCGAGGCUGCAGCUAUCAUAUACAUAUAUAAAAUCUAUCCCUAUGUAUGAUUUGUAUAAUCACCCUUAAUAUAUAUAUAGGUUUAUCAAACUCCCCCAGGACACACAAGCAGUAGCGAGAUUUGAUAUUUUUCAUACACUACAUGUACACUAGGAUGGUUUUAACUAGUUGUAGGUUAACUCCCCUUUCUUGACCCUGCAGAAAUGAAAUGGGGUUUAACAUCCUUCAUUAAUCAUCCCAUUGCUAUUCCAGGCUAACCGUAACCAUUUUCUCCCAAAUGCAAAUUCUCUACCCUGCUGUACUCAUUUUUAUGUGUGUUUAUUUAGCAUUCACUUCACCCAGACAAUAUCUCUUCAAAUACUGAUUCGGGGAUCACGUGGCUAAGUGGGUAAGACGCUAGCUCGCUAGCCUGGAGGUCGGGUGUUCGAUCCCUCCAUUGGCCGAGAAAGUCCAUCCAGAUUUUCCGGCGUGGUUCUCCCUUGUCAGUGAUGCAGGACGGAGGGGCUGACAAGGAAAGCUGUCUAGUCGUUCGGAUGGGACGAAAAACCGAGGUCCGGUGUACACAUUGGCGUGCACGUAAAAGAUCCCUUGGCAGUUGGAAUUCGAUAUAAGAGUAGGCCGUAGUGCCGCUGUCCGGGCAAAAUUUCCCUCAUAGCACACUGUAUGGCGUAUGCCCGUCUUCAUUAGCCCAGGUUAGGAGCAGAAAAGUAGGACGUUAAACUCCAUUUCAUUUCAAAUACUGAUUCAUAGCCUGAUUGAAGCCCUGGAGUAAUUCCUAGACAUACACUAUCAAAUAAAAUUGAUAUUGCUUUACUAAAGCAGUCUAAGAGUCCGCAUCACAUUAUAUUGUAUACAUGUAGUUAUAUUUUUGUUUUUACUGUAGUCCCCACAUUUUGUGUUCUGUUUUGCUCAUAAAAAGAAAAAGACUGAAUUAAUGAUUAUUAUUCAUUCAUAAUCCCAAGAUGGCCGUAUUAUUGUUACAUUGUUGAUUAUAUUAAACAACAGUUAUUUCAUCUUUAAAUAAGCAUUAUAUUAUUACUUGUUUAAACAUAUAUUUAUGAAUGAUCACAAGUUAAGCAUGCUUAUCUAUGUAUAUAUUUUCUUUUUAAAGCGGGG
Molecule: messenger RNA, 2993 nt
Organism: Patella vulgata (common limpet)
Lineage: Eukaryota; Metazoa; Mollusca; Gastropoda; Patellidae
Product: abl interactor 2
Exons: 6
Coding region: 48-1289 (413 amino acids)
Molecular function (GO): SH3 domain binding
Source: RefSeq, a predicted model, not a curated record